Perognathus longimembris pacificus (Pacific pocket mouse) is the source of this 6116-nucleotide messenger RNA. RefSeq names its product BTB domain and CNC homolog 2 (gene Bach2). NCBI's taxonomy places the organism in Eukaryota, Metazoa, Chordata, Mammalia, Rodentia, Heteromyidae. Gene Ontology annotation, biological process: regulation of transcription by RNA polymerase II. The coding region runs from base 822 to 3506 and encodes 894 amino acids. The transcript is spliced from 6 exons. Gene Ontology annotation, molecular function: DNA-binding transcription factor activity, RNA polymerase II-specific; RNA polymerase II cis-regulatory region sequence-specific DNA binding; protein binding. The record is from RefSeq and is a predicted model, not a curated record.
CACUCAUUUUAUGAAAGCGGGGAGCAAAAUCAAAUGUCUCUUCUUUUAAUAGGUUGUAAAAUACUUUAUAUCCUGUAAAGGAAUAACUCUGGAAUAAAUAUUUUGGGAGCAUGGUGAAGAAACCCUAUGAAUUCUGAUAGCAAGUUCCAUGUUAUAUCUGUAUGCUAUUAAAAUUCAGACAGAAGAAAGCAUUGUUUUGAAAGUUAUCAAUUUGUUGAAAAUGGCUGCGUGGUCUUAUUCUUCUGAAGUUUUAUAUCUCUCUCUUUAGACUCUUAAGUGGAGGAAACUAUGAGGAAAGUACACACUCAGGACAGAAAAAGGAAUUGAAUUCUACAGUAAGCUUGGUUAUUUGUAGUCAGAAGUAUGUUGUCCUGUGUGAGACUGACAUCAGGCAGAUUGAAUGCAGAGCUGACUCUGUGUGUGUGUGUGUCUGUGUCUGUGUCUGUGUGUGUGUCUUUUAAAGUCCCACUCAGAGUAUGAAGGAAAUACAAGGGCCACCACAGCAACCCUUGGGUCUGUCAAGAAUGUACCUAUUUAUAACAUGCUGGAUCAAGUGUCACACACCAUAGGAGAUGAGGAAGGGGUAGAGACUGACUUUUACAGAUUUCUGCGGAUAGUAAAUGGCCCUCUGGUGUGUUUACAGUACAGCUGUGUACUCUUAAUGGCUCUGCUGCUACCAUGUCAGGUAAAGUUUUCUUUGCACGUGAUGAAUGGCAGAGAAUUCUCUAGUGAAGGAACCAAAAGAACUGGGAGGAGGAAAGGGGAAGAGAGGAGAGUAAAACAGAGAGAAAAAGAAACUCACAGCUGCAGAGGGACAUCGCAUGAGCUUUGCAGUUGCUUAUAUGGAUAGAAACCAGAUGCUGUCUGCUUCAGCAACUGAGGCCUUCAGGAGCAAGGACACACUUCAAGAGCUGCCUCACAUUGUGACAUGUCUGAUCUCUUGCUCUCAUCUCUUCAGCAUGAACAAGGGUGUGAACGGCAUGUCUGUGGAUGAGAAGCCUGACUCCCCCAUGUACGUGUAUGAGUCCACAGUCCACUGCACCAACAUCCUCCUGGGCCUCAAUGACCAGCGGAAAAAGGACAUUCUCUGUGACGUGACUUUGAUCGUGGAGAGGAAGGAGUUCCGAGCCCACCGGGCCGUGCUGGCUGCAUGCAGUGAAUACUUCUGGCAGGCUCUGGUUGGACAGACAAAAAAUGACUUGGUGGUCAGCUUGCCUGAAGAGGUCACAGCCAGAGGCUUUGGGCCACUGUUACAGUUUGCCUACACUGCCAAGCUGUUACUCAGCAGAGAAAACAUCCGCGAGGUCAUCCGCUGUGCUGAGUUCCUGCGUAUGCACAACCUGGAGGAUUCCUGCUUCAGCUUCCUACAGACCCAGCUCCUGAACAGCGACGAUGGCCUCUUUGUGUGUCGAAAGGACACUGCGUGCCAGCGCCCCCAUGAGGACCAUGAGAACUCUGCAGGAGAAGAGGAGGAAGAAGAGGAAGAGACUAUGGAUUCAGAGACAGCCAAGAUGGCUUGCCCCAGGGACCAGAUGCUUUCACACCCCAUCAGCUUUGAGGCCACUGCCAUCCCAGUAGCAGAGAAGGAAGAAACUUUGCUCCCUGAAUCUGAUGUGCCCACAGACACCAAGGAAAACUCGGAGAAGGAUGCGUUGACACAGUACCCCAGAUACAAGAAAUACCAGCUUGCAUGUACCAAGAAUGUCUAUAAUGCAUCAUCACACAGUACCUCAGGUUUUGCAAGCACAUUCAGUGAAGAUAGCCCUGGCAACAGCCUCAAGCCAGGGCUUGCCAUGGGGCAGAUUAAAAGUGAGCCACCCAGUGAAGAGAACGAGGAAGAGAGUAUCACACUCUGCCUGUCCGGAGAUGAGCCUGACAUCAAGAACAGAGUAGGGGAUGUUGAGAUGGAUCACAAGCAGCCCAGCCCUGUCCCCACCCCCACCACCCCAACUGGAGCCACCUGCCUGGAUAGAGCCAGGAACGUGUCCUCGCCUUCCUGCUUAAGGUCUCUGUUCAGUAUAACAAAAGGUGUGGAGUUGUCUGGCCUGCCCAGCACAUCUCAGCAGCACUUUGCCAGGAGUUCAGCAUGCCCUUUUGACAAGGGGAUCACUCAGGGUGACCUUAAAUCUGACUACACCCCAUUCACAGGGAAUUAUGGACAGCCCCAUGCAGGCCAGAAGGAUGUGUCCAACUUCACAAUGGGGUCUCCCCUCAGGGGGCCUGGGAUGGAGGCUCUCUGCAAACAAGAGGGAGAACUAGAUCGGAAGAGCGUGAUCUUCUCCUCAAGCACUUGUGACCAAGGGAGCACUUCUGUGCAUUCAUAUUCUGGAGCAAGCAAUUCGGACAAAGACAUCUCGGAGCCGGUGCCAAAAGGUCUAUGGGUGGGAGCUGGCCAGUCCCUCUCCAGUUCACAGGCCUACUCUCACAGUGGACUGAUGGCUGACCACUUGCCAGGCAGAAUGCGGCCCAACACCAGCUGCCCAGUGCCAAUCAAAGUCUGCCCUCGCUCACCUCCUCUGGAGACCAGGACCAGGACUUCCAGCUCCUGCUCCUCCUAUUCCUAUGCAGAGGAUGGGAGUGGGGGCUCGCCCUGUAGCCUCCCUCUCUGUGAGUUCUCCUCUUCACCCUGUUCCCAGGGAGCCAGAUUUCUUGCCACAGAACAUCAGGAACCAAACCUGAUGGGAGAUGGAAUGUACAACCAAGUCCGACCCCAAAUUAAAUGUGAGCAGUCUUAUGGAACCAACUCCAGUGAUGAAUCUGGAUCAUUCUCGGAAGCAGACAGUGAGUCGUGUCCCGUGCAGGACAGGGGCCAGGAGGUCAAACUUCCUUUUCCUGUAGAUCAAAUCACAGACCUUCCAAGGAAUGACUUCCAGAUGAUGAUUAAGAUGCACAAGCUAACCUCAGAACAGCUAGAGUUCAUUCAUGAUGUCCGGCGGCGCAGCAAGAAUCGCAUUGCAGCCCAGCGCUGCCGCAAGAGGAAACUGGACUGUAUUCAGAAUUUAGAAUGUGAAAUCCGCAAAUUGGUGUGUGAGAAAGAGAAACUCUUGUCAGAGAGGAACCAACUGAAAGCGUGCAUGGGGGAGCUGCUGGACAAUUUCUCCUGCCUCUCCCAGGAAGUGUGCCGCGACAUCCAGAGCCCCGAGCAGAUCCAGGCCCUGCACCGGUACUGCCCGGUCCUCAUACCCAUGGAUCUCCCCGGAGCCUCCAGUAUUAACCCCCCUCCCUUGGGUGUUGAGCAGAGCCUUGCAGCCUCCCAGUGUGCAGUGGGCGAAAGUGCGCCCUGCUGCUUGGAGCCAGGUGUGGCUCCGCCCGGGGCCCCCUGGGCACCAAGCCACCCCUCUGAGAAUUGUACCUCCGGGAGGAGAUUGGAAGGUACUGAUCCUGGAAAGUUCUCUGACAGAGGCCCUCCUCUGGAACACAGGAGCCAGUCCGUGACGGUGGACUUCUGCCAGGAAAUGACGGAUAAGUGCACGACGGAUGAACAGCCUAGGAAAGAUUAUACCUAGGAACUCAGAUCUGCCUCCCAACCUUCACACCUCUCCCAUCCAGGUGUUCUUCAGUCAGCCUGUGGCACUGUACAAUUGUUGUCUCGAAGAACCAAGAACAAAUCUGGUGCACACUACAGUGGUCUUAGCAGCAAUACUGUUCUGAAGUAUUCCCUGCUGUCUUCAAGCAGGAGUCAGAGAUAGUUUCCCUUCGCAAUGGUGCUACCCCUUGCUCAGGCAAGGGAAGACAACAGUGCUGACACUGUCUGUCUGUGGGUUUUUUUCAGUCUUCACAGGGAUAGACGACAACACCUCUAGGACCCCACCACGGAUUUUUUUUCUCAGUGGCCCAUGUCACAAACCCUAUCUCAGGAAUCUCUUCUGAAUGUUCAAUUUUUUUCAUUAAUGACAGCUUCUAUACACAUCAAAGUUUUAUAGCUAGACUGUACAUAGUAUAUAUAAUAUAUAUGAAAUAUAUAUAUCCAUAUGCAAAAGUCCUGCAUGCCUCCGUUUUUUCACCCUAAAACUGGAAACUUCAUUUCUCAUUUAUAAACAGGUUCCAACAUUCCUCUUCUUUUGUCUGUAUUGCUAGAACCAGUUUGGUAACCAUCAACCUGCUCAUUUUUCUUGCUUCAUGGUUCAGUUUCAAUUUGUACUUAUUUAUGGACAAAAUUCAAUCAUGUUGGAAGCUUUUUUCUUUUUUGUAAAGUUUAAUUCAGGCCUUUUCUCUUUGGUUUGGGUUGGGCACCGCCAAAUGGUGUCAUGUGAGCAUUGUGGGUUUGUGCUUUGUAGGGUUUUUUUUUGUUUUUGUUGUUGUUGUUUUCUUCUUGCAGAUACUGUACAGUAAUGGUCAACUCUGCCACUUGCACUGAGUUUUGGGUCAGACCUAUUUUCUUAAAUGAAGUUGUAACUUCAGUGUAACUCAAGUAUACUGUAUUUUCUUUGCUUUUAGUUAAAAGGUAAAACAUUUUAGCUAAUUAAAAAGCACUCAGGUGAUAAUUAUGUAGGAAAAAAAUACAAUCUUGCCAAAUAAUGAAUUCAUCCUAGGAUGUGUAGACAAUAAUCCGCUUGAAUAUUUUUCUAUCUCACCUCCUCCCCAGCUUGCCCUACGUAGAGUUUCACUGCAGAUCACGUUUGGAGUUAAUGCUGGAGGUUCAGUUUCCUAAUUGGGGAGGAUUUAGGUGUCUCACUCAAGAGUACAUCACAACAGCAGGAAUCUGAGUUUGUACCGGAACUCGGCAGGCAUUGGCUCCUAGAAAUCAAGGUAGAACUAGUUCUUACCCAGGGAGUAUGUCACAUUCAUUUCAGCACUUCAUCCAGCCUUGGCUUGCUCUUGGAAGUGUUAGACAGUAGGACUUUCUCCUUUGAAGGAGGUGGCUAACAAGCCACCCCACUUUCCUACCCAGGAUUCCCUCCCAGGACAUCUCCCUGAGAGGAUUUGAGUCACGGCCUGGGUAUUCUGCCUUUAAGUGGCAGCUCCUAGGUUAAUGCAGCUUGUAAAAGCAGGAGAGAGCAGGGCAUAUGGAAGCCUGAGAUCUAACCCUGACACAGGCUGACAUAUAUCUUUGUCCUCUCUUCCUCUAAAUGCUUUGAGUUGUACUCUGAGGUUUCUCUGCUGGUCUCUUGUCUGAAGGCAGCUUCACACUGAGGCUUCAGACAAGGCCUCGCCAGGAGCCCUUCUUGCACACACCCCGUACCCUCACCUGAGGGCUUGCUUCCCUUGCUGUAAAGUUGGUUGGCUUGCAACUCAGACAGAGCAGCUUUCCUGGCUCUGGGGUGUCCUGGCCCUGGCCAUGUUUGCAGGAAGGCGUUAGCUCUUUCCUUCCAGUGGUCCCCCUCUUCUCUAGUUCAGCAGCUAGAGGGCCACUGCAGCCUGGCUGUGCAAGGCUGUCCAGAACAGUUUGAUGUGGGGAUGGGGUGGUGGGCAGUCGGGGAAUAGAUGAUUGACUUUGUUUCUUGAUUUGUGCCAUUGUUUUGGACAAUAUUUAAAGCUGCAUGUAAAAGGAGAACUUUAGUAUAUGAUUAGUAGGCAAAAAAAAGUGAAAUCAUAGUAACCUAUGUUUUAGUAUUAUUAACUUUUUUCUGUACAAAUAGUAGCACUAAAUGUUUGAAUAUGUAUGAAUGCCAGAAAUGUGUUGGUUCAUGCAGUAGGAUUUUUUUAAGGCUUUUCUUUUCAAAUAGUUCCACUUUUAAAACCUGCCUCUGGGUUUUCGUUUCCUCCCGUGUGUCUGUGUGUGUAUGUGUGUGUCAGAGACAGAUUUGGAGAACUCUCUGCGUGGAAGCUACCAUUUUUGUCCUGCUUGUUGGAAUUUCUUGGCCUAGUAGAACAGUUCUGUGUUUCUCCAGGAGUUCUGCCUUUGUGAGAAACUGGUGACAGCUAGAAUUUUAAUUCAAUGUGAAUCACAUGAUACUUCAUAACUGUGUGUUAUGGUGGAGCAGUCAGAAGACAGUAUUUCAUUUUUUUUCACUUUCUUGUCGCCUUUUUAAGUGCUCUCUCCUGUUCUUUUGAAGAAACAAACAAGGAAUGUUUUCUGCUCAUAUCAUAACCAGAUGCAAAGCAGCUUCUUGGCUUGAUUUGCUUUAGUAACUCAUGUGCAACUGGUAGGCUUGACCUCAUUCCAUCUGUUCCCC